Messenger RNA from Spea bombifrons (plains spadefoot toad), 2126 nucleotides. RefSeq names its product differentially expressed in FDCP 8 homolog (gene DEF8). The record is from RefSeq and is a predicted model, not a curated record. The transcript is spliced from 12 exons. Bases 150 to 1487 code for a protein of 445 amino acids. Lineage: Eukaryota; Metazoa; Chordata; Amphibia; Anura; Pelobatidae.
GUGUGAUAACCGGAGCCCGGCCCGUGUGAUCAUCGGAGUACCGGGGAUAGUACCGAGUUUGGUUACGGAGAGAGGACAGUCGAUUCCCCGCCGAUUCUGGCUGCAGAAGCCCCGGACUGAUAGGUCGGACAUGCCGAGGGCGACUGGAUAUGGAAUACAAUGACAAACUGGCCCGCUUCCGACAGGGUCAUCUCAACCCGUUCAAUAAACCCAGUGAAGAGGAGAGCUCCCGAGACGAGGGCGAGCGGCUGAACCACAGGGACUCGCCUCCAGUUUUUCCACAUUGUGAAAAAGACUUCUGCCCUCCAGACCGUGUAAUGGACCUGGGGGUAUCUGAAGAUCAUUUCUCCCGGCCUGAGGGCCUAGUCCUGGCAUCCGACAUCCAGCAGCUGCGGCAAGCCAUUGAGGAGUGUAAGCAGCUGAUUCUGGAGCUGCCCGAGCACUCGGAAAAGCAGAAGGACGCCGUGGUCAGGCUUAUUCAUUUGCGACUCAAGCUGCAGGAACUGAAAGACCCGCACGAAGACGAGCCCAAUCUGCGCAUAUUACUGGAGCACCGAUUCUACAAAGAAAAGAGCAAAAGCGUCAAGCAAGUGUGUGAUAAAUGCAGUGCGUACAUCUGGGGUGUGAUCCAUACCUGGUACACGUGCACAGGCUGCUACUACCGCUGCCACAGCAAAUGUCUGAAUCUGAUCACGAAGCCCUGCGUAAGGUCUAAGGUCAGCCACCAGUCUGAGUACGAGCUGUCCAUCUGCCCCGAGGCUGGGCUAGACAGCCAGGAUUACCGCUGUGCGGAGUGUCGAGCACCUAUAUCUUUGCGAGCGGUCCCGAGCGAGGCGCGCCAGUGCGAUUACACCGGCCAGUAUUACUGCAGCAACUGCCACUGGAACGAUCUUGCGGUCAUCCCUGCCCGCGUCAUUCACAACUGGGAAUUUGAGCCACGCAGGGUGUCCCGGUGCAGUAUGCGGUAUCUCGCGCUGAUGCUGAGCAGGCCUGUCCUGAAGCUGCGAGAAAUUAACCCUCUUCUCUUUAACUAUGUGGAGGAGCUGGUGGAGAUCAGGAAACUACGUCAAGAUAUCCUACUGAUGAAGCCUUACUUUAUCACGUGCAAGGAAGCUAUGGAGGCACGUCUACUCUUACAGCUUCAGGAUCGUCAGCACUUCGUGGAGAACGAUGACAUGUACUCUCUACAGGAUCUCCUGGACGUGCACAGCGGCCGGUUGGGCUGCUCCCUCACAGAGAUACACACCACGUUUGCAAAGCACAUUAAGCUGGACUGUGAGCGUUGUCAGGCUAAAGGUUUUGUUUGUGAGCUGUGCAAAGAAGGAGAUGUUCUUUUUCCGUUUGACAGCCACACGUCUGUUUGCCAGGACUGCGCCGCCGUGUUCCAUAGGGAUUGCUAUUAUGAUAAUUCCACCAGCUGUCCUCGGUGCACAAGGCUUAACCUCCGGAAGCAGACGCAGGAGCCUGGAGAGGAGACGUGGCAGUAAUGACCUCCGGGGGUUCAGGGACAACUGUGUUUGAUGCAACGUAGGCACUGAAGUAUUGGAGGGGAAUGUAGACCUUAUAGUCAUUGCUACAUAGAAGCCGGACUUCACGAUGUGCACCUGAAGAAGGAGCCUUUGUAAAAAUAAUGUAAAUGCAUCUAAACACACUACUGAAUGUGCUCUAUUUCAGUAACAGAGUGUAUUCCGUUAUGUGACCAAUAAUACAUUCCAGACUGACGCACAAUGGCUGCUUCCCAUGCUCUACAAGUCGGAUUUUUGCACUGUAUUAGGGAGACCUGUGAGGCUUUCUUCAGCCGUACCGGAGGGUUAAUAACAGCGGAUGCAUAUUACUAGGAUACCUAUCUCUCGAUAUGCUUUAUAGCCAGUAUCUUCAUAGAUAUAGACUUUUUCAGCUCAUGUGUGCAAGAUAUCUCAAGGGUUUCUACAUGUGGGUUCCUUGUUUUUCUAGCCCGUGAAAACUUACUUUUUCACCCCCUAUGAUUUACACUAAAAUGUUUAUUUAUGAAGUGAGUUAUUAUGAUGCACAACUGUACCCAUAAAUGCUGAGUUUUAUCCAAACACGUGAACAUUUUCUUUUUGUGAAAAUGCAGUUUUAGAAAAUUAUUAGGGAAACUCCAAAAA